AUGAGCAACGCUGAAGUUAAAAUAUUUAACAAUGAUCAACUAACAAAUCUUUUAAUUGGAAAGCAACCAAGAAUUGGACAUGGGAUUAGUGAAAAGCGGAGUCAAUCUACGUUAAAUAGAGACUUUACGGAUUUUUCAAAAUUCAAAUUCCCAGAACCAAUUGAACCAAUCAAGAAAAACCCUGUUCAAGAGGAAGAAAAAACUGAUCGUGCAAGUACACAACAAGCAGCUACAAGUCAAUUCAAUAAAUUACGGCAGGAAGAAAAAUUGAUAGGACAAGUCGAUCAAUAUUUAAGCGUUUACGAAUCAAACCAUAAGAGGAAGACUCUGAUGAUGCACCAAGAGUUUGAAGAGCAUUAUCUUCAGCCGGUCUCGAGAAAAUUGAUGAAGAAAGUUAACGGACCAGAAUACGACAAAUAUGUUCGUGCUAGAUCUCAAGCAAUUAAGACUUUUGAGACACAGAUUAGCCAAAAAGAUUCUUUACAGCGCCAAUUACCUUCAAUUCCAACAAUUAGCUUUGACACAAGCGACAUUGUUGAUCCUGUUAUGAAGUAUCGUAAAAAUGCACAGAAAGAACAAACCCUUACUAAAAUUAUUGCCAUGCAAAAUGGAGAAUACAAACCACCAGAGCCAAUUCAAGAAAGAGAUACUAUGAACCUCAAGAAAUGGAAGAUACUUGCACAGACACGUUUCUAUGAAGGAACAGGCUCAACUCCAAAAGGAAAGAAAGUUUUCCCUCAAAAAUUCCUUGAUAAUGUGCGCGAAGAUGAUUUUGCUGAGCCUCUCCCUAUUAUACCAGGUAAGAGAAAAGGAUACGUACCAAAAGAUAAUGAUAUAUUCUGA
Trichomonas vaginalis G3 is the source of this 843-nucleotide messenger RNA. RefSeq lists its product as uncharacterized. NCBI's taxonomy places the organism in Eukaryota, Parabasalia, Trichomonadida, Trichomonadidae. The record is from RefSeq and is a predicted model, not a curated record. Bases 1 to 843 code for a protein of 280 amino acids. The transcript has a single exon.